This is a messenger RNA of Pungitius pungitius (ninespine stickleback), 2472 nucleotides long. It is a transcript of the gene parp3, whose product is annotated as poly (ADP-ribose) polymerase family, member 3. Gene Ontology annotation, molecular function: NAD+ poly-ADP-ribosyltransferase activity; NAD+-protein mono-ADP-ribosyltransferase activity. NCBI's taxonomy places the organism in Eukaryota, Metazoa, Chordata, Actinopteri, Perciformes, Gasterosteidae. The transcript has 11 exons. The record is from RefSeq and is a predicted model, not a curated record. Gene Ontology annotation, biological process: protein poly-ADP-ribosylation; double-strand break repair. Gene Ontology annotation, cellular component: site of double-strand break; nucleolus. Bases 210 to 1796 code for a protein of 528 amino acids.
UGCUGCAAGAAGCGCAAACUACAGGCCGAGCAGCACCUCUUCCUACCGAAUGGAUAUAAACUUCCCGGUUAUCCGAGGCGCACCCUUUGGCUUCUUGUCAUUCCGGUUAUAGCCCCUGCAGCGACAAGGACGGUGUUUCUCCAUUUCUCCACCCUGCCUCCCUGGCUGGCUGAUAUUAUUAAAAGUUAAAAGGGUGUUCUGUAGGGAUCAUGGCACCAAAGAGGAGAGCUGCCUCUGGUGCCAAGAGAGGUGGCAAAAAGGUAAAACAGGAGCCCGAAGCACAGGAGCCCAAGGAUGCACUCACCUCUGCUAAAGAGGCCCUUUUGGCUGCAGGUCCCCAGGUAAAAGGCAAGAGGAAUGUAGAUGAGCACUGCUCACUGCAGAGCUCCGGGGAGGUACAUGAGGACUAUGACUGUAUGCUCAAUCAGACCAACAUUGGCAACAACAAUAAUAAGUUUUAUGUCAUUCAAGUUAUUAAAGACAAAUCCUGUUGCUAUACUUGGACCAGAUGGGGUAGAGUGGGGGAAGUGGGACAAUAUAAACUUAACACAUUUAACGAGUCCGAGAAGGCUGUCAAGGACUUUGAGAAAAAGUUCAAGGACAAGACCAAGAACAACUGGAGUGAUCGGUCAAAUUUUGUGUCUCACCCUGGGAAGUACACCCUCAUCGAGGUGGAUGGAGAGCAUGAUGCCGAGGUCAAGGUGGACACUGUCGAUGGACAAGUCGCAAAAAAGGUCCAAGCUUGCACUCUUGAUGACGCAACCAAGAACCUCAUCCAACUUAUUUUCAGCAAUGACAUGUUCAAGGAGGCGAUGGAAUGUAUGAACCUAGAUAUCAAGAAGAUGCCUCUGGGUAAACUCAGUAAGAUUCAGAUUGCAAAGGGCUUUGACGUGUUGGAAGAGAUUGAGGCAGCAAUAGACAAAAAAGGUGGAAAUAUAAAAAAACUGGAAGAACUUUCCUCGAAGUUCUUCACCACAAUCCCACACAACUUUGGCCGGACCAGACCGCCAACAAUCAACGACAAGGAGAUAGUGGAGAAGAAGAAAGAGAUGCUAAUGGUGCUGGCUGACAUUGAGCUCGCCCAGACUCUCAAAUCAGAGACUGAAAAGUCUCAGGAAGAGAUGAUAGAGACAGUUCCUCAUCCUCUAGACCAGGACUACCAUUCCCUCAAAUGCAGCCUCACACUAAUGGACAAGAACUCCGAUAGAUUCAAGAUCAUAGAAAAGUACAUGAAAGAAACUUCAAAUGGCUAUCGGAAUCCCCAAAUCGUCAAUGUGUGGGAAGUCGAUCGAGAGACUGAGGGAGAACGGUUCGGCAAGAAUGACGCUCUGGAGAACCGCCGUCUGCUGUGGCACGGCACCAAGAUAGCGGUGGUAGCAGCUAUCCUGAAGAGUGGUCUGAGGAUAAUGCCACAUUCAGGAGGCCGUGUUGGCCGCGGUAUCUAUUUUGCAUCUGAAAACAGCAAGUCUGCAGGUUACGUUGAGACCUCUAAAAACACUGGAGUGAUGUUUUUGAGCGAGGUUGCCCUCGGCAAAGAAUUCACCAUCACUAUGGACAGAUCCUCCCUCAAAACCGCUCCGGCAGGCUACGAUAGUGUGGUGGCACGAGGAUCCGUGGAACCAGAUCCAUCCAAGGACACCUACAUCACCUUUGAGGGCAAGCAGGUGGCUGUGCCUCAGGGUAAGGCUGUAGAUCAGCCGCAGUUCUCAAACAGCAGCUUCAGCAACAGCGAAUUUCUCAUCUACAAAGAGAGCCAGUGUCGCCUUCGCUACCUGCUGGAGCUCCACAUGGAUUAACUCAACUUGAGGAAAGAAUCCGGUCCUCUGAAGGAAAAUAUUAACUAAAAGGCUUGUCUCUGCUGGUUUAUAUGUACCCUAACAUGAUUUAUACGGGCUAGAUGACUUUUCUGCGUCUUGUAUUUUGCAAACCGUAAAACCUAGAUACACUGCACUUCUGUACAACAGAUAACUAUAUACGUUUUGCCGUGCAUGUCACGUUUACAUUUUCACUUCAUUAAAUGUGUAAACGUCUUCUAGAUAUUUUCACAGCUUUGCUUUCAAAUCACACACUACACUUACAAGUUUACUACUAUGUUAUAUUUGGCAUCCCAGCUCUAGACUGAGCGCUUACCCUUUACAUACCGCAUUAUAUAAUUCAAGUAGCAACACUGAUGACAUGAAUAAACAUAGUAGACAAAAAGUAAAAUAAUACUAUGUAUAGAUAUGUUUAUAGUUUAAAAUGCUAUUUGUGGCUAAUACUUGAGCACUUAAACAUCUAAUGUGCACAGAAAGUGCUCCUGCUAUGCAAAGUAAUGUAACAGGUUGGUCAUGAUAAACUCUGUUAUAAAUGCCACCAUUUGGUGUCAGUAAUGCGCUUCAGAAUGUACUUGUCUCCAGUUUUGCAAUAAAACCUUAUUUCAACCAACAGUUAAUGAAUAGACUCAAACCUUCUUGUUGCAAUGUUUUUGAUCUU